This is a messenger RNA of Brassica rapa (field mustard), 3165 nucleotides long. RefSeq names its product zinc finger MYM-type protein 1-like. Gene Ontology annotation, molecular function: protein dimerization activity. NCBI's taxonomy places the organism in Eukaryota, Viridiplantae, Streptophyta, Magnoliopsida, Brassicales, Brassicaceae. The record is from RefSeq and is a predicted model, not a curated record.
GGAUUGGAAUAAUACUGGAAUAAGGCUGAGCCAACAUGAAACCAGUAAUGAUCACAUUAUGUGUAUGAGCCAGUGGAUGGAACUAGAGAUGAGGCUGCAAAAGAAUCAGACAAUUGAUAAGUGUGUCCAAGAGGAAAUCGAAAAAGAGAAGAAUUAUUGGAGGGAGCUUUUACUGAGAUUAUUUUCAGUGGUGGAGUAUUUGGCUAAGAGUAAUAUAGCAUUCCGGGGAUCUAAUGACAAAAUUGGCCAAGAGAACAAUGGAAAUUUUCUGGGGAAUAUUGAGAUGAUUGGUAAAUUUGAUCCUGUAAUGAGGGAGCACAUCAGGCGAAUCACCAAAGGAGAAACCCGAUACCAUUAUCUCAGCUACAAAAUUCAGAAUGAGUUGAUUGGAAUGUUGAGUUCUGAAAUCAAGUUUAUAAUCAUUAAGAAGAUUAAAGAGGCAAAAUUCUUCUCGGUUAUUCUUGAUUGUACUCCAGAUAUCAGCCACAAAGAGCAAAUGUCUCUCAUUAUUCGAUGUGUGGAUAUAUCAGUGAGUCCAGUUCAGAUUGAAGAAUUUUUUCUUACCUUUCUCGAAGUUGAAGAUAAAUCAGGAAAAGGGAUUUUUGAGCUAUUAUGUGAUACACUGGUUGGUUUGAAGUUGGAUAUUAAUGAUGUUAGGGGACAAGGUUAUGACAAUGGAUCCAACAUGAAAGGAAAAAACAAAGGAGUGCAGAAGAGAUUGUUGGAUAUCAAUCCGAGAGCAUUUUAUACACCAUGUGGUUGUCAUAAUCUGAACUUGGCUAUUUGUGAUAUUGCUAAAUCUUCUGAUAAAGCGAUGUCUUUCUUUGGGAUUAUCCAGCGUUUAUAUAAUUUUUUCCAACCUUCUACGACUAGGUGGGAGAUGUACAGAAAAAUGGUGGGAGGUUUCACGCUUAAACCGCUAUCAGAUACGCGAUGGGAAAGUCACCUCGAAAGCGUUAAGGCUAUACGUUUUAAAGCUCCAGAAAUCAGAGAUGUCUUACUUUACUUUGCAGAAAACAGUGAGGAUCCAGGAGCACGGAGUGAUGCUGAAUGUCUUGCGAUAAGUGAAACACAUGGAAUUGGAGGGUUUGAGUUCUUGUUUGGUCUGGUUAUAUGGUAUGAUGUUCUGUUUGCUGUUAAUACUGUGAGCAAGAUGCUACAGUCUGAAGAUAUUGAUAUCGAUGAUGCCAUUGCUCAGCUAAAGGGGUUAGUUUCUUUUUUCCAAAAGUAUAGAGAAAUGGGAUUUCAAGAAGCAAAAGCUGAAGCUUCAAAAAUUGCCAUUGCUAUGGAUAUUGAACCCAUGUUUAACAAGAGGAACAAGCGCCUUAUUAAAAGGAAAACUCAUUUUGAUGAAGAGCGAGACAAAGGUGAUGAUGUUUGUCAGGUUCUAAGUGUGGAGGAUGAUUUCAGAAUCAAUUAUUUUUUCAAAAUGAUGGACCAGGCUAUUGUUUCUUUCCAAACAAGGUUAGAACAAUUUAAAGAGUAUGAAAAUAUUUUUGGGUUUUUGUUCAGUCUACGAAAGCUCAACUCAACAAGCGAUGAUAUUUUGAAGAGUAAAUGUUCUAACCUUGAAGCUUUUCUUAAGCAUGGAGCAGAUUCUGAUAUUGAUGGGAAUGAUUUGUUCAUGGAAAUCAAAAUUUUCAGAGAAGUUUUGCCAAAGACUUUCAAGAAGAAUGUAGAAGUGCUGGAUUAUUUGAAGAGAAUGAAGGAUAGCUAUCCGAGUAUAUGGAUUGCUUACAGGAUAAUGCUCACCAUUCCUGUUUCAGUUGCUUCAGCUGAAAGAAGUUUUUCUAAGUUGAAGUUGAUAAAGUCUUAUCUACAAUCUACUAUGUCACAGGAAAGGUUAAACGGAUUGGCUAUGUUAUCGAUCGAGAAAGCUUUAAUUCAAAAUCUCAAUUAUGAAAGUUUGAUGAAUGAUUUUGCUGAAAAAACUGCUAGAAGAGUUAUUUUUCAAAAUCGGUAGAACUGUUGUUGUGUGUUUUUAGAACUAUUGUACUGUAUUUUGAAGAUUAAUUAUGUUUAGACUGUUCUUUUUUUCUUCUUGUUCUAUAAUUUUUUCGAUGCUGUUUUUUAUCAUCAAAACUACGAUAAGUUCAUCUAUAUUUUGAAUAAGGCCCCGAAAAACUCAGGUCCGGCUCUGUUUCCACACAAGAAAAAGCAUCAACAGAUAUGAAGUCUGUACAUGAGAAAAAUAAAAGAUCUUAUAACGAAUACAGAUCAUCAAUCAUAAUCAUAAAACAUGUAUUGUUUUUAAAAAAGACUUCUUCUGAUUUAGAAAAAAAAAGAAGGUUUCGGGAUCAAUAUAAGGAAUGAUGUCUUAAUUCAGGCCAAGAGCCAGAAGUCUUUGUGACGUUUCGUGGUGAUCAAGUAACCUCCAUUGUUACUCUUCUUCCUGACGGCAAUAGCCAUACAAUCUGAGUUAUGAAUACAAUACUCAACAACUCCUCCACCCAUUCCUGCUUUCGUGCGCCACUUCCAUAUCACACGCCACUUCGAAGUUCUUUUCCUCUGACCUAAAACCAAAACUCCUGCUUCCUGUUUCUUUGAUUCCUCUACUAUUGCCUUCCCUUUCUCCUCUGCUGUCUCAACCACCACUAUCUCCGUCUUCACCUGAAAAUAUAAACAAGAAACCUUAAUCUCACAAAGUUUUUUUGAAUACUGUUAUUUGUCAUCAGAAAUAAAAGCUCACGUUAGGUUUCUUGAGUUGACAAAGGUUCUUCAAUGGAUGAACUUGUUCAUGAGCCCUUGAGUUUCUCUCCCUUUGUGUCUCAUCUGCACCUAUGAACAUAAUAAAAAAUUAUGUGAAUUUGAGGGACUCAACAAUGUAGAGAUGUCAAGCUUGCCAGCGUGGCCAUAUACACAUACAAUUUUAACGUAUUUUUGAUAAAUUCAUAUAAAUUAUUAAGAAAAAAAUAAAUGUAAUAAUAAAUCAUCACAGUAAUUAAAUCGUUUUGUUCUAUAUUAUAGUCUUAAAACUAAUUUUAACCAUGAAAAUGCUAUAUUUAUUUCUAAAGUUGAUCAAAAAUUGAAACAUUUAUAGGUCAACUAACAAUAUUCUUUCUAAAAUAACAUGAAAACACUUGCUAUGAAACCGGAAAUCAAAUAGACGACCAAAAGAUUAAACUAACCAUACAUUAGGCUUCAUUUAAGCCCAACAAUAAAUCU